GGGGGCGGUGCGGGAGGAGACGGGGAGGAAAGUUGAGCUGUGGGACUUGCAUGAGGAAAAAGUUUGCAAGUCCAGACAGAAGGGAAAAGUUCUCCCGAGAGACGGGCUUUGGGGAGGGGAGGGGGGAGGGAAGAAGAGCUUCUCUCUCUCUUUUUUUUUCCCACCCCCUCCACUUUUAAAAAUCUUCCUCCUCACCUAAGCUGACGGGCACACUUGGAACUCCCUCGCUGUCCUUCUCCGCCUCUAGCUCUCUCCCCAUAAACUCAAGAUUAUGUCAGUUGAUCAGAGCUGGCCAGGGAUUUCGUGCGGGUGUUGAAGGAGCUGCGGGAGCCGGAGAAGAAUGAAACUGCGCGGAGUCAGCCUGGCUGCCGGCUUGUUCUUACUGGCCCUGAGUCUUUGGGGGCAGCCUGCAGAGGCUGCGGUUUGCUAUGGGUGUUCUCCAGGAUCAAAAUGUGACUGUAGUGGUGUAAAAGGAGAAAAGGGGGAGAGAGGAUUUCCAGGUUUGGAAGGCCAUCCAGGUUUGCCUGGAUUUCCAGGUCCAGAAGGGCCUCCAGGGCCUCGGGGACAAAAGGGUGAUGAUGGAAUUCCAGGGCCACCGGGACCAAAAGGAAUCAGAGGUCCUCCUGGACUUCCUGGAUUUCCAGGGACACCAGGUCUUCCUGGAAUGCCAGGCCAUGAUGGGGCCCCAGGACCUCAAGGUAUCCCUGGAUGCAAUGGAACCAAGGGAGAACGUGGAUUUCCAGGAAGUCCCGGUUUUCCUGGUUUACAGGGUCCUCCAGGACCUCCUGGGAUCCCAGGUAUGAAGGGAGAACCAGGCAGUAUAAUUAUGUCAUCACUGCCAGGACCAAAGGGUAAUCCAGGAUAUCCAGGUCCUCCUGGAAUACAAGGCCCAGCUGGUCCCAUUGGUUUACCAGGGCCAAUUGGUCCCCCAGGACCACCAGGUUUGAUGGGCCCUCCUGGUCCACCAGGACUUCCAGGACCAAAGGGGAAUAUGGGCUUAAAUUUCCAGGGACCCAAAGGUGAAAAGGGUGAGCAAGGUCUUCAGGGCCCCCCUGGGCCACCUGGGCAGAUCAGUGAGCAGAAAAGACCAAUUGAUGUAGAGUUUCAGAAAGGAGACCAGGGACUUCCUGGUGACCGAGGGCCUCCUGGACCUCCAGGGCUACGUGGUCCUCCAGGGCCUCCAGGUGGUGUGAAAGGUGAGAAGGGUGAGCAAGGAGAGCCUGGCAAAAGAGGUAAACCGGGCAAAGAUGGAGAGACUGGCCAACCAGGAAUUCCAGGUUUGCCUGGUGAUCCUGGUUACCCCGGUAAACCAGGAAGGCAUGGAGAAAAGGGCCAAAAGGGUGACAUUGGCCCAACUGGGCCUCCUGGACUUGUAAUUCCUAGGCCUGGGACUGGUGUAACUGUAGGAGAAAAAGGAAACAUUGGAUUACCGGGCUUGCCUGGAGAAAAAGGAGAGCAAGGACUUCCUGGAAUACAGGGACCACCUGGCCUUCCUGGACCUCCAGGGACUGCAGUUACUGGUCCUCCUGGCCCCCCUGGCUUUCCUGGAGAAAGGGGACAGAAAGGUGAUGAAGGUCCACCUGGAAUUUCUGUUCCUGGAUCUCCUGGACUUGAUGGACAGCCUGGGGCUCCUGGACUUCCAGGGCCUCCUGGCCCUCCUGGCCCUCACAUCCCUCCUAGUGAUGAGAUAUGUGAAGCAGGCCCUCCAGGCCCUCCGGGAUUGCCAGGUGAUAGAGGACUCCAAGGAGAACAAGGAGUGAAAGGUGACAAAGGUGACACCUGCUUCAACUGUAUUGGAACUGGUGUUUCAGGGCCUCCAGGUCAACCUGGUCUACCAGGUCUUCCAGGUCCUCCAGGAUCUCUUGGUUUCCCUGGACAGAAGGGAGAAAAAGGACAUGCUGGUCUAACCGGUCCCAAAGGAUUAACAGGCAUACCAGGAGCUCCAGGUCCUCCAGGCUUUCCUGGAUCUAAAGGUGAACCUGGUGAUAGCCUCACUUUUCCAGGAAUGAAGGGUGACAAAGGAGAAUUGGGUUCCCCAGGAGCUCCUGGGCUUCCUGGUUUACCUGGUACCCCUGGACAGGAUGGAUUGCCAGGGCUUCCUGGCCCCAAAGGGGAACCUGGUGGAAUUGCUUUUAAGGGUGAAAGAGGUCCCCCUGGGAAUCCAGGCCUGCCAGGUCUCCCAGGGAAUAGGGGGCCUAUGGGCCCUGUGGGUUUUGGUCCUCCAGGCCCUAUAGGUGAAAAAGGCAUACAAGGUGUGGCAGGAAAUCCAGGCCAGCCAGGAAUACCAGGUCCUAAAGGUGAUCCAGGUCAGACCAUAACCCAGCCAGGGAAGCCUGGCCUGCCUGGUAUCCCAGGCAGAGAUGGUGAAGUAGGUCUUCCAGGUGAUCCUGGACUUCCCGGCCAGCCAGGCUUGCCAGGAAUACCCGGUAGUAAAGGAGAACCAGGUAUUCCCGGAAUUGGGCUUCCCGGACCACCUGGUCCCAAAGGUUUCCCUGGAAUUCCAGGACCUCCAGGAGCACCUGGGACACCUGGAAGAAUUGGUCUAGAAGGUCCUCCUGGGCCACCAGGUUUUCCAGGACCUAAGGGAGAACCAGGACUUGGGCUGCCUGGGCCACCUGGACCCCCAGGACUCCCAGGUUUCAAAGGAACACUUGGUCCCAAAGGGGAUCGUGGUUUCCCAGGACCUCCAGGUCUUCCAGGACGCGCUGGCUUGGAUGGGCUCCCUGGACCAAAAGGUGAUGUUGGGCCAAAUGGACAACCUGGGCCAAUGGGACCUCCUGGGCUUCCAGGAAUAGGUGUUCAGGGACCACCAGGGCCACCAGGGAUUCCUGGACCAGUAGGCCAACCUGGCCUGCAUGGAAUACAAGGAGAGAAGGGAGACCCAGGGCCUCCUGGGUUUGAUGUUCCAGGACCCCCUGGAGAGAGAGGCAGUCCAGGAAUUCCUGGAGCACCUGGUCCUAUGGGACCCCCAGGAACACCAGGGCUUCCAGGAAAAGCAGGUGCCUCUGGAUUUCCAGGUACCAAAGGUGAAAUGGGUAUGAUGGGACCUCCAGGCCCACCAGGACCUUUGGGAAUUCCUGGCAGGAGUGGUGUUCCUGGUAUCAAAGGUGAUGAUGGUUUGCAGGGUCAGCCAGGACCUCCUGGCCCUGUAGGAGAAAAAGGUGGUAAAGGAGAGCCUGGCCUUCCAGGCCCUCCUGGACCAGUGGAUCCAGAUCUACUGGGCUCAAAAGGAGAGAAGGGGGACCCUGGCUUACCAGGUAUUCCUGGAGUUCCAGGGCCAAAAGGUUACCAGGGUUUGCCUGGAGACCCAGGGCAACCUGGACUGAGUGGACAACCUGGAUUGCCGGGACCAUCAGGCCCCAAAGGUAACCCUGGUCUUCCUGGGAAUCCAGGACUUACAGGACCUCCUGGACUUAAAGGAAGCAUAGGUGAUAUGGGUUUUCCAGGCCCUCAGGGUGUGAAAGGGUCUCCUGGACCUCCUGGAGUUCCUGGUCAACCUGGCUCCCCAGGAUUACCUGGACAGAAAGGAGAAAAAGGUGAUCCUGGUGUUUCAGGCAUUGGUCUUCCUGGUCUUCCUGGCCCAAAGGGUGAACCUGGUCUGCCUGGAUACCCAGGAAACCCUGGAAUCAAGGGUUCUAGGGGAGAUACUGGAUUGCCUGGAUUACCAGGGACCCCUGGAGCAAAAGGACAACCAGGCCUUCCUGGAUUCCCUGGAACCCCAGGACUUCCUGGAGCAAAAGGUAUUAAUGGUCCUCCUGGGAACCCUGGCCUUCCAGGAGAACCUGGUCCUGUAGGUGGUGGAGGUCGUCCUGGGCCACCAGGUCCUCCAGGUGAAAAAGGCAACCCAGGUCAAGAUGGUAUUCCUGGACCAGCUGGACAGAAAGGCGAACCAGGUCAGCCAGGCUUUGGAAUCCCAGGACCCCCUGGACUCCCAGGACUUUCUGGUCAAAAGGGUGAUGGAGGAUUACCUGGCAUUCCAGGAAACCCUGGCCUUCCUGGUCCAAAGGGAGAACCAGGCUUUCAGGGUUUCCCUGGUGUGCAGGGUCCCCCAGGCCCUCCUGGUUCUCCAGGUCCAGCUCUGGAAGGCCCUAAAGGCAACUCUGGGCCCCAGGGUCCUCCUGGGAGACCAGGUCUACCAGGUCCAGAAGGUCCCCGGGGUCUCCCUGGAAAUGGAGGUAUUAAGGGAGAGAGAGGAUACCCAGGCCAACCUGGGCAACCUGGUUUGCCUGGUUUGAAAGGAGAUCAAGGACCACCAGGACUCCAGGGUAAUCCUGGCCGACCAGGUCUCAAUGGAAUGAAAGGAGAUCCUGGUCUCCCUGGUGUUCCAGGAUUUCCAGGCAUGAAGGGACCCAGUGGAGUACCUGGUUCAACUGGCCCUGAGGGCGAUCCAGGACUUGUUGGCCCCCCAGGUCCCCCUGGAUUACCUGGUCCUUCAGGACAGAGUAUUAUAAUCAAAGGAGAUGUUGGUCCACCAGGGAUCCCAGGCCAGCCUGGAUUAAAAGGUCUGCCUGGACUACCAGGACCUCAAGGCUUACCAGGUCCAAUUGGCCCUCCAGGAGAUCCGGGACGCAAUGGACUCCCUGGCUUUGAUGGUGCAGGAGGGCGCAAAGGAGAUCCAGGUCUGCCAGGCCAGCCAGGUACCCGUGGUUUGGAUGGUCCCCCUGGACCAGAUGGUAUGCAAGGUCCCCCAGGUCCUCCAGGAAUUUCUUCUAUUGCCCAUGGAUUCCUCAUCACACGUCACAGCCAGACAACAGAUGCACCGCAAUGCCCACAUGGAACUGUCCAGAUUUAUGAAGGCUUUUCUCUCCUGUACGUUCAAGGAAAUAAAAGAGCUCACGGUCAAGACUUGGGGACGGCUGGCAGCUGCCUUCGUCGCUUCAGUACCAUGCCUUUCAUGUUCUGCAACAUCAAUAAUGUUUGCAACUUUGCUUCAAGAAAUGACUAUUCUUACUGGCUGUCCACCCCAGAGCCCAUGCCAAUGAGCAUGGAGCCCCUGAAGGGCCAGAACAUCCAGCCAUUUAUUAGUCGAUGUGCAGUAUGUGAAGCUCCAGCCGUGGUGAUUGCAGUUCACAGUCAGACCAUCCAGAUUCCCCAUUGUCCUCAGGGAUGGGAUUCUCUCUGGAUUGGCUACUCCUUCAUGAUGCAUACAAGCGCAGGAGCAGAGGGCUCAGGUCAAGCCUUGGCCUCCCCCGGUUCCUGCUUGGAAGAGUUUCGUUCAGCUCCCUUCAUUGAAUGUCAUGGGCGGGGUACUUGCAACUACUAUGCCAAUUCCUACAGCUUUUGGCUAGCAACUGUAGAUGUGUCAGACAUGUUCAGCAAACCUCAGUCAGAAACACUGAAAGCAGGAGACUUGAGGACACGUAUUAGCCGAUGUCAAGUGUGCAUGAAGAGGACAUAACAUUUUGAAGAAUUCCUUGUGUUUUUAAAUGUGAGAUAUAUAUAUAUAUAUAAAUUCCCAUGAUGCAACGUCUCACUCCUCCCAACUUUACCACUGCUGCCACCAAUGGUGCUACUAUAUAUGACCAAGAGAACAUGCUGACUAGUAACCAUGAAGAUACAGAUGUACCUCAACAACGUGCCAGAGCAAGGUCUCUAUUAGUUUUCUAUGAAUGAAUAAAGGAAUUUACUUCUUGGGUCCAGAAUGACUUUCCCCAGGAUUAUAAGAUGAAGAUUAUAUAUUUUGCCCAGUAACUUAAAACAGUAUGUUAAAAGUUAAAUAAAGAUAAGAAUCACACUGAGUAAAAUAAAAGACUGCAAUUUGGGGGAAGAAUUAUUUUUCAUGGUGCUACUAAUCCUACUGUAUCCCAGGUUUUUAAUGUAAAAGUGUUAAUCUUAUUUUGCUCUGUAAGUAAAGAAUGUGUAUAUUGUGUAAACAGCCUUUUUGCUCAAAGUAUUGACUCAUUUCGAUGUGACCUGACAUGUAUCACUCUUUAUAGACAACCUAUGCAAAUGUAGAAUACAGACAACAGGAUUUUGUAUCCAUGUUUACCAAACUGAAAGAAUUUAUAUUCUCACAUCAAAUUACUACUAAGAGUAAAUUUAUUUUGAGUUCUAUCCCCUAAAUUCUUAUUUGACUUUUUUUAAAAAAAUAUAGGUCAUUUUAGUCACUUUAAUCAGAAUUUUAAAUGUUCAUGUUACAUACCAAGUUAUAAUAUCUAAUAGAACAUUUUCUGUUUUGCUGUAUUCUUCAAGAUUCUUAGUACUAGAUGCCCUCUUUUUAAAUUUUUCUUACAUCUUGUUUUUGCUCAUCCCUAACUAGGCCAAGUCCUGCCAAAUAAUUUUGAGAAACAAAAAUAUGCAAAAGAUGAUGAUUUGUUCCCUGUGCUUCUUCUGUAAGAAUUAUUUUCCUGUGAUCUCUUGGUUAGUCUUCUCUCUUCAGUUACAAAGCCAAUUAAUGUUUCUUCCUCUUUUUUAAUUUUAAACAUUUUAUUAUAAAUAGCCAUAGAAUACCUUAUUUCCCUAGUUGUCUUCUUUUCACUUCAUGUUUUUUAACUCACCAAUAUCGAUUUAAUUAAAGAUAUCCUAUGUUGUAAGAA
This is a messenger RNA of Mustela lutreola (European mink), 6536 nucleotides long. RefSeq names its product collagen type IV alpha 5 chain (gene COL4A5). Gene Ontology annotation, molecular function: extracellular matrix structural constituent. Bases 341 to 5398 code for a protein of 1685 amino acids. Gene Ontology annotation, cellular component: collagen trimer; basement membrane. The transcript is spliced from 51 exons. The record is from RefSeq and is a predicted model, not a curated record. Lineage: Eukaryota; Metazoa; Chordata; Mammalia; Carnivora; Mustelidae.